Molecule: messenger RNA, 1215 nt
Organism: Aspergillus welwitschiae
Lineage: Eukaryota; Fungi; Ascomycota; Eurotiomycetes; Eurotiales; Aspergillaceae
Exons: 3
Coding region: 1-1215 (404 amino acids)
Source: RefSeq, a predicted model, not a curated record
AUGGCGGGUAAACAGCUGAAAGCCUCUGCCAAGAGCAAGAAGAAAGCCCCAGAUUCGCCCCCCUCGACAUCCAGACCAAAGAACAUGAGAAAGUCCCCAACAAAAGCCAAAAGCUCCAGCCCGGGCCGCAAUAAGAAUAGAGGUUCAGCUAAACCGUUGACAAACGCUAAUCGAGACUCGAUUGCUGCAGAGCGAGUUCGGGCCCUGGAGGAAGAAAUCAAGACUCUGAAGGAACGAUACAAGGCUCUGAAGACCGUCUUCUUCGAGGAUAACAACAACAUGUACGCCGACCGAUACCUCAAGACAGAUAAUGAAGUAAAGAGACGAGAGGUUCAAUGGACGUCAUGCGUUCCGCACCAAUGGUCGGAUGCUAUCGACGAUGUCUUUAUCUCCGCCGAAAACUGGGCAGGCAAUCACAUCAAUGAUGACCCUAGUAGGCUCUCCCCUCAGCAGAAGAGGGAGCUUAUUUCUCGACUAGACGGUUACUGCGUACAGGAUGAGCUUGAUGUCAUUGCAUCCAGCCUCCCCAAAAUUCCACGUGACGCUUUUCUAGAAACAAUGGUGAAGCUUCUUCUUGUCAAAGAGUGCAUUUCCCGAUUCUUCACGAAUCCCUUUUGGUAUCUUGUCCCGAAUCCUGGUACUAAAGAGAACCCAAAGAUGGAUACAACUGGCUUUGGAGCCCAGGUCUUUGCUCUAUAUGAGAAUAUUCGCGCCUUUGACCCAUCUGCUGCCCACCCCUGGAGGUUAUGGACGACCCGUUUUUCCAACCCAAGCGACGAGUUCGGCAAAGCUAUGGUCGCUCAACGAAAGCGUAUUGUCGAUAAAAUAUGUGAAGAUUUUUUGGAUCAAGACCUGCUGAAGUUCCUUUUGAAGAAUUCCGAGGAAACUGGUUUCCAUGAUGCCCUUGUCCACUUGCAGAAGUGCUUCAACGAUGCCGCACAGACCUCUGUGAUACUCGCAUCGCAUCUCAAAAAUCUAGAGCUGGAAACACUUAACAGAAUAGGUAGCGCGUAUUCCUCAGACAAAAUGAAGCUGGCUCAUUAUUAUGAUUCGGAACGGAGGGAAGACGAACUUGAAGGUAGUCGCAUCCUUUUCAUUGAUUUCCCUGCUGUUUAUAUUUGUGAUGGUCGUAAGGAUUCAUCUUGCAGGACGCUUGGCCACCCAGCCGUUGUCUAUGUUGAGGAUAAUGAUGUGGAUGAUUCCAACAGCUCUUGA